Adineta steineri is the source of this 4356-nucleotide messenger RNA. The record is from the annotation of a GenBank genome assembly. Lineage: Eukaryota; Metazoa; Rotifera; Eurotatoria; Adinetida; Adinetidae.
AUGACAAUAUCAAUGAUCCAUAGUUUAUUAAUUACUCUGAUCAUUUAUCAACAAGGUGUUGUGACUCAUCAACAUCCGAUUGGACCAACUUUUAUUUCGACAAUAGUAACAAAACAGAAGCUUUAUUACAGUAACUUAGGUACAAGACUUGAUUGUUUAGCAACUGGUAAUCCAUUACCUAAAUUAACUUGGUUUCGAACGAAUAGUAGUGAUACUCAUCAAUUGAUAUCUAUUCAAUCUUCUGAUCUUAUUGAUCUUUAUGAAAAUGGAAGUUUAUUUAUUCGACCAUUUCGAGAAUAUUUUAAAACAAUUCAUUCUACAUCAUACAUUUGUCGUGCAGAAAAUUCAGCUGGUAGUAUACAAACAAUACCAAUUCAAGUUAAACCACAAAUUUAUGAUGCAUAUGAAAUUGAAGUUAAAAAUCCAUAUGGAUUUGAACAAUCAUCAGCUAUAAUAUCAUGUGAAAUAUCUCCACCAUUAGCUAAUCUCUAUGUACAUAUUAUUGGUUGGUUAGAAAAAAUAAAUAAUGAUAUUUUUCAUCUUGAUUUAAAACCAAAAACAAAAUAUAAUUUAUUAUCAAAUAAAAAUUUAAUUAUUCAUAAUUUAACAAAAUCAGAUGAUAAUCGAAGUUAUGCUUGUCUUGUUAAUAAUCAAAUAGAUAAUAAUACAAGACAAAGUCGAUUUAAAUCAUUACGUAUUCGAGAUCGUUCACCAUUUGGACCGGAAUUAUCUAUUCCAAAUAAUACAGAAUAUCAAGCACGAAUUGGUGAUAUAAUUGAAUUACCUUGUGGUAUAUCAUCAUUAUCUCCAAAUGCUCAUAUUUCUUGGUGGAAAGAUGGUAUUGAAAUUUCUAAUCGCAAACAAAAUAUCUAUAAUAAUUCUUUAAUAAUUCAACUUUCAAUACCAUUAUCAAAUGAGUCAGGUAAUUAUAUUUGUCAUGUAGAUGAUGAAUCAAUCGGAAGAAUGACGUCAAUGAUUUCACUUAAAGUUAAUGUUCCAACUCAAUGUCAUAUGAAUUUCUCUGAAAGAAAUAUUAAUGCAGGAUCAACUAUAGAAUUCAUUUGCACAAUUAAUUCAAUAAAGAAUACAUCUGUUCAAUGGCAAUGGUAUCAUAAUUCUGUUCUAUUAUCAAGUAAAUUAGAUCAAUAUGUGAUUUCUAAUGUAACACGAGAACAUAUGGGAAUGUAUCAAUGUUGUUUUAUAUCAAAUUCAUUAGAUUUAAAUAGUUGUUGUGCUCAAACUCAAAUUCGAAUUAUUAAUUCACCUCCAUUUAUUUUUCUUGAUCAACAAACACAAUCAAAUAGUAUUAUUAUUUUAUCCGAAAAUAAAUCUCGUCUACCAAUUGAUCUUAAUUGUACUGUUUAUGGUGAUCCAAUACCAGAAAUAAAUCUUUUUAAAGAUGGACAAAAAUUAUUAAUUAAUAAUUCAAUUGAAUAUUUAUCAUCUGGUGAUAUUUUUCUUCAUUAUCCAAUAUAUAUAUCAAAUAUAAGUGAUACAGGUCUUUAUGAAUGUCGUGCGAAAAAUUCUUUCGGUUCAAUUUCAUUAACAAAACAUAUUAAUAUUAAUAAACAAAAACCUUUUAUUCAACCAUUAACAAAUUUAACUGUUCGAACUGGUCAACAAUUUACUGUGCCUUGUUAUGCAUCAGGUCAACCAAAUUUAUAUCUACAAUGGAUUGAUAAAACACAUAAUCAAAUAAUUAAUACAUCAACAAUAUCUCCUAUAUUAUUUACAGCAAUAAAUACAAAUUCAAAUAUCUAUGUAUGUCAAGCAAUAAAUUCAUAUGGACAAACGUUCCUGGAAAUAUUUACAACAGUUCAAAUACCUGCUAAAAUAUUAUCAAUAACAACGAAUUUAACUAUAAAAAUAAAUGAAUAUUUAAAUAUUUUUUGUUAUGCUGAAGGUGAUAAUGAAUUGGAAUUAAAACUAAUAAAUCCUUCACCAAAAAAAUUAAAUACAAUUGUAACUACAUAUGAAAAUAAGAAGAAUUUAUCGAUAAUUAUUAAUAAUAUUCAAAUGUCUGAUAGUGGUUUAUAUGAAUGUUAUGUUAAAAAUAAUUAUUCAGAAGAUCGAUCAAUAUUUAAAAUAAUUGUACAAAAUAUACCAGAUAAAAUCGAACAAAUAGCUUUCGAUAACUCGGAAAGAAUUUCAUGGAUGAAGCCAUUCGAUGGAAAUUCAAAAAUUACAAAUUAUAUACUUAGAAUUCAAUAUAAACAAGAUUUAUUAUGGUCAAAUGAAACAAUUGUAACGAUUAAUAAUGAUGAUAUAACUACUUAUUCAUUUGAAAAUAUUUAUUCCAUAUGUAGUAUUUCGGUAAUAAUACAAGCAGUGAAUAAGAUUGGUUCGUCAUUACCUAGUCAACCAUUUUAUUUUCAAACAAAUAUUAAACGGCUACAUAUUGCUCCGUAUGAUCUCAAAGCUGUUAAUAUUUCUUCGAAGAGUGCUGUGUUAACAUGGCAAUAUCCAUCAUUUCAUAUAUGUAAUGAUUCAUAUAUUGAAUUUAUUAUUGAAGUCACUGAUCAAUACAAUCAAACUCAUAUUCAAACUCAUAGUUAUCAUUCAACGACGAUUACUAUUCAUCAAUUAAAAAGUUUUACUUAUUAUACAUUUAUGGUCUAUGCAAUAAAUGAUUUAGGACCAAGUCCAAUAUCAGAUCCACUGAAAAUACAAACAUUAGAAAGCGUACCGCUUGCUAUAAUUAGAGAUUUAACAGGAAGUUUAUUAAAUAGUUCAACUGCAUAUAUAACAUGGAUGUUUGAACAAGAUGAUUUUCAAUAUUUGAAUGGAAAAUUUCGAACAUUUGCUAUAACAAUAUAUGAAAAUUUUAACAUGUCAACAUUAAGAACAAUUGAAACAACUAGCACGGAAUAUUUUUUUGAUAAUCUAAAUUCAUCAUCGCAAUAUCAUAUAUCAGUAGCAAUUUGUAAUUUUCUUGACUGUGGUUCAUCAUCAUUAGCAACUGAUAUUAAUACACCAUCAUCAAAUAAACCCUCAUUUGUUCGAGCAACACUUCAUUAUACACUAUCAAAUGAAAUUGGUUUAAAGAUUUCCUAUCCAUCAGAAAUAAUCGAAAGCAUAACAAUAUCAUAUAAAAUUCAAGAUACUUUAUUAAUUAAUGAAUUAAAUAUAUUUCCACCAUUAUUAAAUGUUCGUUUAACUAAUUUAUCUUGUGGAAGUUUUUAUGAAAUAAUGAUUUACGGUAGCAACCAAGCUGGAUUUAGUUUAACAGAUUAUUUAAUAGCAAGAACAGACGGUUCAGUUCCAACGUUAAUUGAAUCAUCAGAUCUAGUUCAAACUGUUUCAAAUAAUUAUAUUAUACUUAAUAUGGCAAAUUGGAUUAUUAAUGAAUGUUCUAUUUUAUCAUAUGAAAUAGAAUUAUUAACCAGUAAAACUAAUCUUAGUCGAUAUUUUUCAUAUAAAAAUGAUCUCAAUGAAUUAAAAAUUGAUAAUCUUCAAUCCAAUGAAGAUUAUCAGUUAAACAUUAAAGUAAAUAGUCAAGCUGGAGAAAAUAUGGAGAUAAUUUCAUUUCGAACAACAAAUGAAAAAACUUCAAUAAAAUCAAGAAUGGAACAAUUUUUUAUACUUAUUAUUUGUUUAUUAUUAGUAAUUAUUUUAAUUUCAUUUAUUGUAAAAUUUUCUCGGCGAAAUUUAAGAAAAACAGAUUUAUUUAUUAAUCAAAAACGAAAGCUAAAACCUGUUUUAUGUACUUCCAAUUCAACUAAUUUUCGUAAGACUUGGUCAAAAACAGAUAAAGAUUUUACUAUAGAGAAUUAUGUAGAUAGAAGUCGUUCUAAUAGUUUUGUAUCAGAAGAUUCUCAAGGUAAUAUAAAUCCAUAUGCAGUUACUGGCUAUGCAAUGAAUUGUAAAGAUGAAACUAAUCAUGAAUCAAUUUAUAGUGAAACUAAACAUCAACAAAAUCAAUUAAAUACUACAGAUACUUGUCCAUCAAGUACACAUACUGAACGGUAUUUUCGUCCAAUUAUUCUUGAAAAUUCAUUAUCCAAUGAUCAAGAUCUAUUAAAACGAAAUCCACUUAUACAAAUACCUGAUAAAUCUUUAUUACCAAAUGUUCAUUAUACAAUAUCGCCAUCACAUACAGAACUAUUUUCUGCGUUUACCUAUGUUUCAUCAUCAUCAUCAUCAAAACCUAAAACAAAAAAAUCUUCUCAUAAUGAUCAAAGUUCAUCAUCAGCUGAUUCCGGUGUACAUUCAUCUGAUACUCAAAGUCCACGUUAUCAUUUACAUAAUUUCACAUUUGAUCAUUCGGUAUUAACAAAUCAAAAUGAUCCUCUCUAUGUUACAUAUGAUGAAACAACUACGGAAUCAUCUAGACAUCAACAUUAUUCAUUAGUUUAA